AUGACACUCUCUGCGGAGCCUAACGGGUUGAAUGGACAUGCCGUCAAUGGCAAUGGCGUCAAUGGUCAUGAGCCUAGGCCUUUCGUUUUGAAGGAUACACCUGUUGAAAAUCUCCGUCCGCUUCGAGUUAUCGUUGUUGGCGCUGGAUUCUCCGGGAUACUGGCUGCGAUUAGGAUCCCCGAGCGACUGAGAAAUGUGGAAUUGGUGGUGUAUGAGAAGGCGGAUGGUGUUGGGGGAGUGUGGCAUGCGAAUAGAUAUCCCGGGGUGGCCUGUGAUGUUCCUUCAUACUCCUAUCAGUACACCUUCGCCCCAAACCCCAACUGGAGCGCGCUUUAUGCCCCUGGUGGCGAGAUACGGGAGUAUCUUGAAGAUGUAGCUACCCGCUUUGGGGCAAUGAGAUUCAUCAAACUCAGUCAUCGAGUGGAAGGUGGUGAAUGGGAUAACGUGGCCAAAAAAUGGAACGUCAAAGUCCACAAUAUAACAACCGGCGAGACCUUCACCGACAGCGCCAACAUCCUCGUCACAGCCCGCGGCCAGCUCAGCGAACCCUCCUGGCCCUCCAUCCCCGGCCUGGACACCUUCACCGGCAAAAUAAUGCAUUCUGGGGCCUGGGACACGAGCUACGACUUUAGCAACAAACGCAUCGGAGUCAUAGGCAACGGCUCCUCCGCUAUUCAAAUCAUCCCCCAGCUCCAAAAGAUCCCGGGUACCCAGCUGAAAUGCUUCAUGCGCUCGCCAACGUGGAUUUCUCCGGAAUUCGGUGACCAAGGCAUGGCAGAACUCGGCUUCGACCCCAAGCAAAAAUCCACCCUCCGCUCCGACCCUCAACUCUUCCUCAAAUUCCGCAAAGUCUUUGAAGACCUAGGCAACACAAUCCAGUCAACUACCCUCCUCUCCCACCCCGACCAGAUCUCUUCCCAAGCCUUCUUCCACUCGUCCAUGACAGCCAAACUCUCCUCCCGCCCCGAUUUACUCCGGCUCAUAAUCCCCACCUUCGCCCCCGGCUGCCGUCGCGUAACCCCCGGCCCCGGAUUUCUGGAUUCCCUCCUCGAGCCAAACGUAACCGUGAUCCCCUCCCCCAUAACAUCCAUCACCCCCACUGGCAUCGUCACCUCUCCCUCUUCCCACCAUGAAUUCGACGCCAUAAUCUGCGCCACCGGCUUCAACGUCGGCACCGCACCCCCCUUCCCCCUCUUAGGGCGCAACUCCCUCACCCUAUCCCAACACUGGUUCCACCACCCCGAAACCUACCUCUCAAUCACAACCCACAACUUCCCCAACCUCUUCUUCCUCUUCGGCCCCAACUCCGCCAUCGGCUUCGGCUCCCUCACCAAAAUCCUCGAAGCCCUAGUCGACUACCUAACCUCUUACAUCCGCAAGCUCCAAAAAGAAGACUACGCCUCCAUCGAGCCCAAACCCGAACGCGUCGCCGAUUUCGAGUCCUACACCCAGGCGUACUUCAAGAACACGGUCUACAUGGACAAGUGCCAUUCCUGGUACAAGAGGGGGGAUAGGAUCGUCGGUCUCUGGCCGGGGAGCACGCUCCAUGCUUUGGAGACGCUCAGGAGUCCGAGGUGGGAGGACUAUGACUAUGAGGGGUUGGAAGAUGGGAAUAAUAGACUGGGGUGGUUGGGGAAUGGGUGGAGUGUGACCCAGACUGUAACGGAGGAGGGGAAGAGAGGGGGUGAUCCGAGUUGGUAUUUGAAUGAGGAUGAGACUGAGAUCCCCAAAGAGGGGAGGCCGGAGGAGAACGAGAGGUUGGGGAGGAGGCCUUGGAGCUAUUAG
Podospora anserina S mat+ is the source of this 1785-nucleotide messenger RNA. RefSeq lists its product as uncharacterized. The coding region runs from base 1 to 1785 and encodes 594 amino acids. The transcript is spliced from 5 exons. The record is from RefSeq and is a predicted model, not a curated record. NCBI's taxonomy places the organism in Eukaryota, Fungi, Ascomycota, Sordariomycetes, Sordariales, Podosporaceae. Gene Ontology annotation, molecular function: NADP binding; N,N-dimethylaniline monooxygenase activity; flavin adenine dinucleotide binding.